AUGACGAGAGGUAUCAUCGCCCUCCUUCUUCUCCGUUCCGCGCUCGCCCUGGCCACUCCGCCGAAGCUGGAAUCCGGCGGAUGGAAGCCCAUCCUUGGACCCGCGGUGCGCGACAAGGUUGCCAAGCAACCGGUGACAGGAGAAUCUGUGAGACGGACUGCCAGAUCGGACAGUCGUCAUGACGUCCCCGCUUUCUACGUGUGGCUUCCGACGGAACUGUUGGAGAACAUCCAGCCGCAGAGAAACAAUUUGCAGAGACACCGACCGAACUACCUACCUCACCAGAACAUAGCUGACAUUAACAUCGAAGGGCUUCUUCCUCCCGCACCGCGCCAUUUCCACAAUGCGUUUCCCGCGCAUCUUCAACCAAAGACUCCGGUACUCACAGUGCAGGACAACAAUCUACGUGUCGGGUACAACGGGGCUCGCGCUGCGAGACCUCUCGGCAGACCACCUCCCGACUUCCGGGAGCUUCCUAGGCCCAGUCCGGGUCUCAUCGACGACGUUCCUCGCGGAGGCAUCGCACCAAAACCGGAGAAGAUAGAAUUCAGCCAGCCGUUGGACACUCCCGUGCGUGGCGGUGGUUACGGCGCAGACGCAGUGCAAAGCCAGUCUCUCGAACCACAGCAGCCAGGAUCGGUCAGCAAUGAGGACGUGCCGUACCAGCCUGAGGAGCCAACGAAUCCGGAGAACGAGACUGUGCCCAAAGAGCCAGAAACGAGACCACAUCGUCCACAGGGAGGCUAUGGAACUGGGCAGGAUGCCGAGUUGUAUGGAGCUGAGCAGGAUGCCGAGUUGCCAGAUACGCCGACUCCGCCGGACAGUGUGCAGGAGGAAGAAAGCCCCAGUGGAUCGCCAAGUAAGGAAGACGCCGAGCAAGGAAUUGGCCAAAUAGACCCAAGGAGUGCAGCGACAUGCAGUCCAGUGACAUCGGCAGCGGGUGCGGUGACGAACUUGGGAAACCGUUCGUUGAGACAGGUGGCUGAGAGUGUGGGGGCGGGGGAGUUUUUCGAUCGAGUGGAUCUCUCGGAGGAGCUGCUGGAUUCUGCCGUCGGACAAGAAGAGCCGUUCACGCUGUUCCUGAUCUCGGACGCGAACCUGGAUCUCAUCAACCCCGCGCUACUUGACACGUGGCGUUCGGACAAAGAUGCUCUGCGCAAAGCCCUGCAGAACCACGUACUGGCAAACCGUGUGGCGUUGGAGGAACUGGUACGUGGAGGUCCACUGACCACAAAGGCUGGCGCUCUCCUACAUGUUCACUCUCAUCCUCACGGGGUGGUGACGGUAAACGGACAACGACUGGUGCGAGCGGACGUGAGCGGACCCAGGGGAAGCAUCGUCCACGUACUCGGCGGUCCGCUGACUCCCUUGGCGGACCGUGACAUCGGUACCACACUUACGGAAUGUGACAAGUACGAGGGAUUCCUCACCCUCGCUACGGGCACAGGCGUCGUAGACAUCCUGAAAGUACAGGGAAGGCACAGGGAAGAGAUAUGGGAGUCCACAUUGUUUCUACCAAGCAACGAUGCCUUGUCAAAAAUUCCCAAGGAACAGCUGCAGGUGUACCAGAACAACGUCACCGCGCUCAAAGAGUUUCUGAUGUACCACGUCGCCGAAGGUAUCCAUUACAGCCACGACCUCAGGGACGGCCAAUACCUCAGGAGUCGACACAAUGGCCACCCCGUACGCGUCAGUGUCAACUUGGAUGGAUGCAACAGACGUCUAUACGAAGCGAACAACUCACCCCUUUACCGAGCCGACAUUCCAGCGUCGAACGGUGUGAUUCAUGUCAUCGACUGGGUAUUACUACCGGAGGAUCAUAACUGGUGCCACGGAGUGAUUCUACCUUAAGUGUGCCUCACCGAACUGUAAUUUAUGUCGUCCGCAAUUCAU
This is a messenger RNA of Ornithodoros turicata, 1893 nucleotides long. RefSeq lists its product as uncharacterized. Bases 1 to 1851 code for a protein of 616 amino acids. The transcript is spliced from 7 exons. Gene Ontology annotation, molecular function: cell adhesion molecule binding. Gene Ontology annotation, biological process: cell adhesion; extracellular matrix organization. Gene Ontology annotation, cellular component: extracellular matrix. The record is from RefSeq and is a predicted model, not a curated record. Lineage: Eukaryota; Metazoa; Arthropoda; Arachnida; Ixodida; Argasidae.